Molecule: messenger RNA, 3672 nt
Organism: Varroa destructor (honeybee mite)
Lineage: Eukaryota; Metazoa; Arthropoda; Arachnida; Mesostigmata; Varroidae
Gene: dpp
Product: decapentaplegic morphogen
Cellular component (GO): extracellular region
Molecular function (GO): cytokine activity; growth factor activity
Source: RefSeq, a predicted model, not a curated record
UCCAUAUAUCGAGUAUUUUCAUAUAAGAGGUCGAAGCCUAUUUCUGUCGAUUUUGAAAGGUAGCAGCAACACUUUCCCUAUUCUUCUGAUGGCCCUGACGUCGAAUCGUAGCGAGAAAUGCCAUCAAAAGUUGAUCGAAGAGUGAAAAAACGUAGGCAAAUUUUGGGCUUUCUGCGCAAACACUGCUACCGCAUAAACUACUAGAACAAGAUCCCCUAAACCCAGCCGGUUCAGAUUUACCUACAGUUCUAGUACAGAAAAUACAUGAGCUCGAUUAUUUACUUUUCAUAUAAAAAAAAAAUCGAUUUUCUCAAUUUUAGACAAGAGGACAUGGGUACUUUCGCAAAAAAGCACUUCGUAAUUGAACAUCUCUAAAGCCCCAUCGGCGGCACAAACGGGCGAAAGACACAGCCAAUACACUGAUCGGGAUAGUUAAACUUUCAUUGUUUAUUUUCUUUUCCCAUUUUUCAACUUCGUCUUGCGACAAAUAUGUUCAUCCGUUCACCUUCAUCAGCAGCAGCAUGAUCAUUGCUGCCAUUUCGCAGUGCGUCAAUUGCCAUUUACUUCUAUGACGCCACUGCCGCCACCUGGUGUCAUCAGCAACGGCGGCGGCGGCGGCGGCGGCGGCGGCGACUACUACAGUGAUCACCGACACCGGCAACCACCGGGCCCGACGACGGGCUGACCGGCUGACUGGCAAGCUAGACAAAUAAAAGGCAACGAGUCACCGCAGCGAGUCUAUCUAUCGUGCUCUUUCUCCUCUCCCAACCGGCCGCGAGAUGAUUCCUAGGUGCGCCACCUAGCGGACAGGCCGUGUUAGCGCGCACUCGUAGAGCUCGGUCCGUCGUUCUUCUACCCGCGAUCGAGCCGCGAGCACAGGGCGUCUAACGAUUGGUACGAUUCGGCUCGUGCGCUUGCUGGUGCUGCGGCAGAUCUACGUUAGACCGAUUGCAAUUGCUCCUACUACAAGACACGAUCCAGCGCACGGUACAACGAAGCGACAGGUUCGCGGCGCAUACUCGCAGCUAGAUAAAGAAACGGAAGCGGGCGACGACUAGCCCGAAAAACAAACGCACGGUUGGACGGGCGGGCGGGUGUUCUCGUGCACCGCGAAGAAAAUACGCGCCGCCAAUAAGAACGGACGUCUAAUGGCGAUGAGUAUUUCUGCGCGCUGCGGCAAAAUCAUUUUGCGUCUCGGUGCUUGUUUGUCCAUCUUCUACUGAGCGACCCGCGCAUCGCCACCGAUUCCGGAAAGAGGCCUGAUUAUAGUUGAUGGGCCAUGUUUGCCAGGUCUUUCUUCGUUUGAAGUGAAUAUGUGUGGGACUAUGCAUUUUUGCCUCCUGUAGCUGCCGCUUCCGCUAUUGCUGUUCCUAUGAGAAAUGUCCUUGUCAUCACUGAGCGGUGCGUUGCACACGGACUGCCUAUCGAAAAAUUGAAGAAACGAUGAUUAGCUCGUCUUUGUGAGUAAUUAAUAAUAAAAUGUGAAUAGAGCCAUCACUAUCAUGUGAGUGAACCCAUCUGACGGCGCGGAUACUGAACAGAUACAACUAUUAAAAAUAGAUAUAUAUGUAGAUAUAUAGAAGGACAGAGAGUGCGUGAAUGUGAGUUAAUUGACACUGGAUGAUUUCUGUACUGUUUAUCUCCGCGAAGCAAAGAACCAACGACGCUAUUUUUACAUAUUGUUAGUCUCAUUCAUUUUAUUGUAGUGGCGUCGUGAGGGCGCGUCGACGGACAAAAGUGCACGAUGCCGCGACCGUGGCGAAAGCCCCGUCUCAUUCUGUCUACGUGUGUAUAUCUGAGCGCGCUAUUUGCAACAGCAAAUUGUACUGAUGCUUUGGGCGGCGUUGAGGAAGCCGUCAGCAAUCGAGGGGCUUUAAAUUCCUUUCUGCGCAGUAAGCUUCAGGAUAUCAUUGGAGCUUCGGAUCCUGAUGUACUUCGCCUGAAGCUCGGUGAAAGAAUGCGCAGCCGGCGCAGUAUUCCACAAUACAUGCUCGAUUUGUAUUUGGCGCAACAUCGCUUCAUGAAUUCCGAUCAACCUGGUGACGAAAUUGCCAUUGAUCAUCAUCAAAUCCUCACCCAGCAGCCCGUUGACACCGUGCGAAGUUACUUACAUACGCAACGGCAUGACGAAGAUCUCUAUGGUAUAAACCGAAUUCGAUACCAAUUCAAUAUCUCAACUGAAGACAUCGCCGAUGAGGAGCGUUUCCUUGGAGCUGAACUUCGACUAUUUAAGCCACGUCUCGACGAUGUCGACUACACGGGCGAGGUGCAAAUGAUUCAAGUGUACGAUAUCGUUCGGCCAGCGACCCGCAAAAAUCCCGACGCUAUUUUACGAUUGCUCGAUACCAAACGAGUGCUUGGCAACACCGAACGUGAUGCCUGGAUCGGUCUAGACGUUGUACAAGCCGUCCAGCGCUGGAAGACUGAGCGAAAUCACGGUUUAUACGUUCAGGUAUUUCGUGAGAGCGAGAAUACCACUGAAGCUGUCGUCUCGCCAUAUGUUUUAUUGAAGAACUUCCCUGGCCGAGUAAACGAGACCUCAUGGGACAAUCAGCAGCCGAUCCUGCUUACCUAUCACGCGAGCAAGAGCGACUCGAAACGACUAUCUCUAUUGAGGAAUAAGCGAGCGGCCACGAGACAUCACCGAAGGAAGAGCUACAACCGACAGAAGGAGCAGUGUCGUCGGCACAGUCUGUACAUAAACUUCAACGAUGUGGGCUGGAAUGAUUGGAUCGUCGCCCCACAAGGUUAUAACGCUUACUACUGCCAGGGAAAUUGUCCCUUUCCCAUACCCGAACAUUUAAACGGCACGAAUCACGCCAUCGUUCAAACGCUCGUCAAUUCAAUGCGUACUGGUGGAAACGGCGUGCCAAAGGCCUGUUGCGUGCCAACCGAGUUGACCCCUAUCUCGAUGCUCUACGUUGACGCGUACGAACGUGUCAUACUAAAGAACUAUCAGGAUAUGGUCGUUCACGGAUGUGGUUGCAGAUAAAAUGUGUCUCAACGGUUGGCCAAGGAAGAAGUACUAUAAGCCACGGAACGCAUUAAUCGAACCUAACUAUAAUCCUCUUGAUCUGACUCGAAUCUCUCCUACAAUACGAGCACCUCAAACCCCCCGAGAACGCUCAUUGCGACGAAACAAAAGCAAUAACAAUUAGUCGUUUCGCCGCGCGAAUGACAGUUGUUGCUUUGGCGAUAUUUUAUCGAAAAUAUUGCAAAGAGUGAUAUGAUGGCGAAGGUAUAUAUUAUGCACUAUGAUAAUACCGGCCAUAGCAUGAUAACGAGAUGACUGAUGCGCAUGUAUAUUUCUUUGUAAAUUGUAGCAAUACGGAGCUAGAUAAACGAUUUGGUGUAAAUCUGUUAAUCUAUCUAUGAUGCUGUGACGUAAACAUACUUUCUAUACAAACAUUUGCCUUUCUAUUUUUUUGUACGGAUUUCGCCAAACUGCAUACAGUAGAAGACAUUACUGUGACUAUUUUACUUAAUAAUUACACUUCUCAUUGAAGUAAAGUUACACGUAUCAGCUGCUAUAUAUAUAUAUAUACAUAUAUAUACAUAUAUACAUAUAUAUAUAUAUAUAUAUAUAUAUAUACAUAUAUACAUAUAUAUAUAUAUAUAUAUGAAAGAACAAAUGACGAACGCACUGUACAUAAUUCCUUAUUGCGUUCCUAU